AUGCUUGGGUUGGAGGAUGGGAACUGGUUGGUGGGUGUGUUUGUAGCAGCCAGUGGUGGUGCCUUCGUUCUGGUACCAUCACUGCGAUCGUUGCUUAAAGUUCCUCUGCUUCUGUUCACGCUGUUCGUCAUAGCGCAGUUUGUGCGUCGUGUACUACGCCUCAGUCCCAAUGUCAACACAGUAAGUUUUGCUCCAGGCAUUUUUUGA
Messenger RNA from Gongylonema pulchrum, 207 nucleotides. NCBI's taxonomy places the organism in Eukaryota, Metazoa, Nematoda, Chromadorea, Rhabditida, Gongylonematidae. The record is from the annotation of a GenBank genome assembly.